Paramuricea clavata is the source of this 4912-nucleotide messenger RNA. The record is from the annotation of a GenBank genome assembly. NCBI's taxonomy places the organism in Eukaryota, Metazoa, Cnidaria, Anthozoa, Malacalcyonacea, Plexauridae.
AAAUAAAGCACGUGCCAAAAUGCGGGAAAAUGGAAAAUGUUUCGGUAAAAUUUUUAGAUUUUUUGCUUCGUUUUAACAAGUAAAUCCUCGUAUAUUUGUCGAAUGUAGCACUCUAGUUUUAAGUAUUUUGUGGCAGACGCUACGAUGGAAGUAAAUGACGAAGUUUUUGAUGAAAUACAAGACAAAGUUCUGUUCAGAGAGAAGCAGAUUUCGACCUUGCUAAAUUUGUUCAACAGACGAAACUCUUGUUCUUGUGGGAGUAUAUUUGUAUAUGGGCACACAGCGACAGGAAAGAAUUAUGUACUUGAAACUAUAUUUGAAAAACUUCAGGUAUUAGCUUGUUGGGGUUUAAUUUGUUUUUGUUGUUUAUAAUGUAAUACCCUCCCCCCCCCCGCCCCCGUGAUAAGGUAUGCAUUUAGCAGUCAUGGCAGCCCAAGAUCAUUCAGCAGGGGGGGAGGCUGGAAUGGCUGAUUUCUAGAGGCUGUUUUUGAUACAAUGCUCUUUCAAUGGACAAAAUAAUGUAUAAAAUUCACACGCCGGGCUGGCCCGUUUAGCGAGACAGCCCGGUAAGCAAGAUCUGACAUUGUGUAGUUAUUUUUAUAGUAAAAAUUACCGUGUGUUUAUAUGUACAAGCGGGCUGGCCCGGUUGCCGGGAUCUCGCUUGAAAGAGGCGAAAUCUUGCUUGCCAAGAUGAAAAUUUUCCUUAUAAACGCACAGAAAUGGGCUAGCCCGGUUGCCUGGAUGAAAGUUCAAAGAUAUCGCCACAAGCUAUUUUUAACUUACUGUCAACAUAGCAAAAUAGUCCAGGCAAGCGGGGUGAAACUUUCUCAUAUAAACACAGGAGAAAUUCAUCCCAAUUACCGGGCUGCCUUGCUAAGAGGGCCAGCCCGGCUUCCAUAUAAACAGCCCCUUACAAGAUGCUGUAUUCAUUAUUAAACUUAUUUUUAGUUGCCAAGUAUCUUUGUAAACUGUGUCGAGUGUUUCAAUGCAAGGUUGAUGUAUGAACACAUAUUGAACCAACUUCAAAUUCUUCAACCUGACUGUGAAGAAGACAAAGAAUUUGUACGGUGUGACAACAUGAACGAUUUCAUUAGAAUGAUGAAAAAAUGCUUAACGAUUGAAAAUUUUAGCGAAGAAACUUUAUUCAUUGUCGUUGACAAAUGCGAGCGACUUCGAGACAUGGAAGUCAAUUUAUUGCCAACAUUCCUGAGGCUUAACGAGUUAACCGGCUGCAAUAUUUGUGUCGUGUUUAUUAGCGAGAUAAUUUUUGAGAAGUUUAGACAAGGGUCAGGCGUUCGAGAGCCUUUUCAGAUGCAGUUCCCAGAUUAUUCGAAAUCAGAACUGUUGGAGAUCAUGUGUUUGGAUGCGCCAGCCGAACAUCCGCAGGCAUUUUACCAUGGUUACUGUCAACUGCUGCUGAGCGUGUUUUAUAACGUGUGUCGAGAUCUGAAGGAAUUGAGCUAUUUGGUAAGAGAAUGUUUUUAAAAUGCGACUAACCCCAGAUAUAAAUUUUGGUAUGUGUAAUAUUUGGGUCAUUCUGAGAAGAAAUGCGAGGUAUCUUUAUAGUAAAAAACCUCAUCUUGAUUAACUUUUUCACUGCCAGAUAUGAUGUCAUUAGGUGAAUUUUUGGUACAAAAAAACAAACUAAUUUGCAAUUCACCUACUGUAAUGACAUCAUAUCCGGAAACUUUGAAGUGAAAAAGUUGAUCAAGAUGUGAUUUUUUAUUAUAAAGAUAUAUUACAUUUCUUCUUCGAAUGACCUAAAUAUUACACAUACCAAAAAUCAUAUUUGUGGUUAGUCUCACUUUAAAAUUCCUUAGCCUUAGGACUGCUUUAUGUCCUGUCUAUAUGAGUCUGGCUUGCCAGAAUACCCACCAAGUCUGGUUGGCCAGGAAACUUGCCUAAUUGAGAUCCGCAUACAAGGGCAGCGCUAGGCCUCUUUGGCCGGACAUUGUAUUUUCCAUUUUCUUUUGGGUUAACAUACUGUUGUUCGUGUAGUAGAUAUAUACUCAGUUUUAGAUGCAUUGCAGUGCGGACAACAUUGUGCUAAUUUUUAAAAAAAUAUGAAAAAUUUACUUUGUCCGUUGUCUGAGAAAAAUCGAUAAAUUUCCGACCAAUAUUUGGUUUGACCAGGCAUUUGUCCUUCCAAGUAAAAUAAUUAUUUGCAGUCCUAUAUACAAUAUAUUCUAAUUCUACAGGCAAGGUUAAAUUUCCCAAAGUAUUGUGAACCGAUUACUAAUGGAGAAGCUGAUUAUUCUAAUGUCAAGAAAUUAUGGAGGAAUAUUGAACCACAUCUGAGGAAAGCGAUGAGUACAGUUUUCUUACAUGAAGUAUCGAGUAGUCAGUGGGAGCAAAUACAAGAGGGGACCCAUGGAAUAAAAGGUGCGGGGUGAUUAUAGACUUGUACACAGGCUCUUCAUUGCGAAGGGCCUGAAAACCUCUUUAACCCAUUGAGUGGCAGCACUUUCCCCCUGACGAGUAAAAUCGUCCAGCGUUGGACAGAUUAAAAUAAUAAAGUAGGGCUCAUCUGGGUGCAUUGGGCGUAAAAAAAAUACCUGUGGUUCCGGUUUCAUAUCGUGAAAAAAUUAGGGUCGGUAGGUCGGAAAUAAAUUUUUUUUUUGAAUAUUUUUUUCAUGGUUUUGGUGAUUUUUUGCUGGGCGAUUUGCAGUAGAGUCCCGACAUCAAUAUUAACUAGAGAUGCGCAUUUCCUAUGGAUGAAUUUAGGCAAUUUGGUUCAAUAACUAGUGUGACAACAGAUGCCAUUUUGGCACGCUGUAUGAGCAGCCCGCAACCACCUGGAGAAAAUAGGGUCGCACGGUCAAUCGCGUUGAAAAAAUAAUAGGGUCGGCAGAAAAAAUAGGGUCGGUCGAGAACCGGAACCACAGGUAUUUUUUUACGCCUUGCCACUUAGAGGGUUAAAUUUUUUAAGUAAGGGUAUUACUUUUUCCACCUUUGGGAAUAGUUAAUUCCAGGUAUGGACUAAAUUUUGAUCUGGGCAAGAAGAACAAAUCCAUCACCACAGCUAGAAAGAGUAUGUUAAAAUUAGUAAAGUUGCAAAGUUUGGUUUCGAAAUGUUGUAAAAUGCGGGAAAUAUGGCCCUACGAAAUUUGCAAAAUUUGAAUUAAUUUGUAUUCCGUGCGGAAAAAUGCACCACUUUCAGCCCAAAUGUGGUGCAUUUCCCCGCGCGUAAUACAAAUCAAUACAAAAUUUGCAAAUUUCACAGGGCUAUAUUUUCCGCAUCUUACAACAUUUCGCGGCGAAACUUUCCAAUUUUACUAAUUUUAACAUGCUCUUUCUAGCUGUGGUGAUGGAUUUUGUUCUUCUUGCCUAGAUCAAAAUUUAGUCUGUAUUACUAUAGCUGGAAUAAUCUAUUUCGUGAAAAACUAUAUCGAAGACGAAAGUAAACCCCAUUUGGAUCUAAAAUGCAUGAAUUUUAACAACCUGAUACUCAGGGUUUUCGCUUGGUCACUUUUUUUAAGCUUAUAGUUUAAUUGGCAUGACACAUUAGAGAUUAAUUGGUCUCUCUUUUGUUCUGCACAUCUUUAAUUCAAUCAGCUUAUAUGAAAAAGUUAAAUCUGGAUUACAUUCUCUUUUAUACACGGCCCUGUUGGCCUGUAUAUAUAUUAAAUUAUAACGUGUUUACAUUUUGCUGUAGGUCUUUCCAGCUAUUCAACUGUGGAGCUGCCGUUUUAUUCAAAAUAUCUGCUACUUGCCGCCUACCUAGCGUCACACAAUCCUGCUAAAACUGACAGGCAGUUCUUCUGCAAAACGACAGCAAAGAAAAUGACAAAGCGGGCAAAAGUUGCUGCGAAAUUUGGUGUUAAAACAAGCAGUCAGAUGAAAGGUAAUGCGAUGGUUUUAUGACAAGUUGUAAAUAAGUUGUCGUGGUUUGUGUCUGAAGUGACAGUCUGAACUACCUGGAAAAGAUAUCACAAACGUGGUUGGUCCAAUGUAGGUAGUAUUCUUCAAUAAUCUGUCGUGGUUUGUUUCUGGACUACCUGAAAAAGAUAUCUCAAACGUGAAACGUGGUGGUCCAGUGUAGGUAGUAUUCUACAAUAAGCUGUCGUGGUUUGUGUCUGAACUACCUGAAAAAGAUAUCUCAAACGUGGUGGUCCAGUGUAGGUAGUAUUCUUCAAUAAGCUUAUCGUGGUUUGUGUGUGAACUACCUGAAAAAGAUAUCUAAAACGUGGCGGUCCAGUGUAGGUAGUAUUCAAUCCAACACAAUCAUUCUAUCCACAUGCAUAUUCCAAAACAACAACCAAUUGAACUAUUUUCCUACUUUCAGGGCCACAUCAGUUCGUCCUGGAUCGAUUAAUGGCAAUAUUCUACAGUAUUGUCGACGAGAAAGUACCAGCAUCGGCAGUUAUAUUGACUCAACUAUCCUCCCUCGUCACGUUGCGUUUCUUGUCCCAAGUUUCGGCAAACGACCAAUUAGACUCGCCCAAAUACAAAUGCCUUGUAUCUUUGGAUUUGAUCAAAGCGAUUGCUAGGCAGCUUGAAUUUGACUUAGGACAGUACCUGUAUGAUUUCAUAAAUCAGUAAAUAGCUUUGUAUUUUGGCGAAUUUGAAUUACAUUUGGGAAAGCGUGACAUAUAGAAGAGCAAAACACGAAAGCGAGUUUCUGUUUUUGAAUUCAUUCGUGAAAUUGGGAUUUGGGCAAAUGGAAUUGGGAUUUUUGGAAUGGAAAUUGGCAAAUCGGUGAGUUGAGUGACCGGAUUUCACUAGACAAAAAAUUAAGAGACUUGGACAUUUCCUAGAAUCGUUAGCCUGCUAAUCCCUCGGGGGUGAGGCAACACUUUCCUUGCGAUAGUAAGUUCUAGUUUUAUCCUUUUCUGCAGACAAUUUUUGCGAGAAAUAUGACGUGUAAACUUACUCCAAAUAUUAACGUAAAUUGUGAACAAUUGAAAGCAAG